Messenger RNA from Arachis duranensis, 873 nucleotides. RefSeq lists its product as uncharacterized. Bases 1 to 873 code for a protein of 290 amino acids. The transcript is spliced from 2 exons. Gene Ontology annotation, molecular function: nucleic acid binding; zinc ion binding. The record is from RefSeq and is a predicted model, not a curated record. Lineage: Eukaryota; Viridiplantae; Streptophyta; Magnoliopsida; Fabales; Fabaceae.
AUGGCGCCUCGUGGACCCGGUCGGGGACGUGAGAGUGAUCGUACUAGUACCCAGGAACCGGAAAUCAACCCGAAUAACCCGGUAAACCUUAUGGCGGCGUUGGAGAAUAUGGCUGCUACUAUGCAGGCCACUGCGGAGGCUUUUGGGCAACAGAUAAACAAUAAUGCAUCGCAUUGGUGGCAAGGGGCUCGACGUCUCCUGCAGCAGGGGAAUGAUCCUAUCACCUGGGGUGCCUUCCAAGUGGAGUUUUAUAAGAAGUACUUCCCGAAUUCUGCUAGAACGGUCAAGGAACUUGAAUUACUUCAGCUGAAGCAGGGUAUAAUGUCCGUAUCUGAGUAUACGGAUAAAUUUGAGGAGUUAUUCAGAUUUUCUCGUAUGUGUCAAGGAACCCCGGGAGACUUCAAGGAAUGGAAGUGUAUUAAGUAUGAGGGAGGACUUCGAAGUGAAAUCCUGAGCUCCGUUGGACCGAUGGAGAUUAGGGUCUUCUCUGAACUUGUGAACAAGAGUCGUAUUGCUGAAGAAUGUGUGAGGAAGGCUGUUGAGGCAAAGAAUGACCGUCGGGAGUCCCGCCGCAGGGAGCACAAUCAAGAAUACCCAACAAGGGGUCAAGAGUUUAAGAGAAGAGGAUACCCACAACGUUUUCCUCAAAGGCGAAAUGACUUUGCGACGAGUGAGGAGUCCCAAAGAAACGGUAAGGGAAAACGGGCAGCGGCUGCUUCUGAUGUUUCGAGCUAUCAGAGAUGUGGAAGUCAUCACCUAAAUAGGCCGUGCCGAUUGGGGUUAGGCGUAUGUUACAAGUGCGGGUUACCAGGGCAUGUAUCAAGAAAUUGCCAACAAGAAGAGAGUCUGGAUGCGGACCGAUUGCGACAGUAA